GAAAAGCCAACAACAAUGUACAGUGGGAUGAGGACUCCGUAGAAUACAUGCCAGCCAACCCAGUCAGGAUCGCAUUUGUCUUGGUUGUUCAUGGCAGAGCUUCUCGGCAGCUCCAACGCAUGUUUAAGGCUAUUUACCAUAAAGACCAUUUUUAUUACAUUCAUGUUGACAAGAGAUCCAAUUACUUGCACCGGCAAGUACUCCAGUUUGCCAACCAGUACCCAAAUGUGAGAGUCACUUCUUGGAGAAUGGCAACUAUUUGGGGAGGAGCAAGUCUUCUGUCCACCUACCUGCAGACCAUGAGGGACUUAAUGGAGAUGAAUGACUGGCCAUGGGAUUUCUUCAUUAACCUCAGUGCUGCCGACUACCCAAUCAGAACAAAUGACCAACUAGUAGCAUUCCUGUCCAGAUACCGUGAUAUGAACUUCUUGAAAUCACAUGGCAGGGACAAUGCAAGAUUUAUCAGAAAACAAGGACUGGAUCGGCUUUUCCUGGAAUGUGAUACCCACAUGUGGCGCCUGGGGUAUCGGAAGAUCCCAGAAGGGAUCGCAGUCGAUGGAGGGUCAGACUGGUUUCUCCUGAACAGGAAGUUUGUGGAGUAUGUCACUUUUUCUAAUGACGAUCUGGUAACAAAGAUGAAGAGAAUGUACUGAUCUGCUCUGUCUUCCUUGCAGUCCUUCUUUCACACUGUCUUGGAAAAUAGCCCCUACUGUGAGUCCAUGGUGGACAACAACUUGCGCAUCACAAACUGGAACCGUAAACUGGGUUGCAAGUGUCAGUACAAGCACAUUGUUGACUGGUGUGGCUGUUCACCUAAUGACUUCAAACCAGCAGACUUCCACCGAUUCCAGCAGACCGCAAGGCCAACUUUCUUUGCCCGCAAAUUUGAAGCUGUAGUGAAUCAAGAGAUAAUUGGCCAGCUGGACUACUACUUGUACGGGAACUACCCGUCGGGCACGCCAGGCCUGCGCUCCUACUGGGAGAACGCUUACGAGGAGGCGGACGGCGCGCACACCCUCAGCGACGUCUCCCUCACCAUGUACCACGCCUUCUCCCGCCUGGGGCUGCGCCGAGCCCAGACCUCCUUCCACGCUGCUGGGGACAGCAGCUGCCGGUGGGUCCGACUGCCUCUCCUCUCGGGGGUGGCUCAGGGGACACAGACUGAACGGCCAGGCUCCGGCGGACAGUGGGCUGCUUGGCUGUGCUGGCUGGAGCUUGCUGUCACAAGCAGGGCCAGGUGGCUGCAGACCUACAGCGCCUGUUUCCAGGAGUAUUUAUGCCCAUACUGA
Molecule: messenger RNA, 1289 nt
Organism: Merops nubicus (carmine bee-eater)
Lineage: Eukaryota; Metazoa; Chordata; Aves; Coraciiformes; Meropidae
Product: xylosyltransferase 1-like
Exons: 6
Biological process (GO): chondroitin sulfate proteoglycan biosynthetic process; heparan sulfate proteoglycan biosynthetic process
Cellular component (GO): membrane
Molecular function (GO): protein xylosyltransferase activity
Source: RefSeq, a predicted model, not a curated record